ACAUCAGGACUGAUGGUCACGAAAAACUCGAAGAGUUUAGGUGUUGUGUGCUUUAGCAUGUUUACAGAGGACGAUCUCAAUGUCAGACUUACAGAGGCACUACAGUCUUCUUCAGUAAAGGAAACUUCGCAGCAUUACACUCAUGUGAUUACCAAGCAAGUCCACCAACAUGAAAUGUCAACACUUCCUGACGUUGAAAAACUUUCCAUUAGAUCACAGCAGAAUACGUCAAAUCAUGCCCAAAUGCUACUGACGCGAAAUAGUUGCACGUUUCUGAGAAAGCUGCGUACAGUGUACUGCCUCCUCCAUCAAGCUGUAAUAAUGAUAAAUCGUGCUUAUGGUGUUCAAAACCUGUUUAUAAUAACUACCUGUCUUGUAUGCAUUGUCGUGAACAUGCACGCAGUUACUGUCACCUUGCUGAGAUUAAACAAUGCUCUGCAUGGAGAUUUGAGAAUAUACACCGUAGUUAGAAUAUCAUUAUGGACCGGCAUGAUGGUUUGGCGGAUCGUCGGCAUAUGCUACAGCAGCGAGGUGGUUACACGGGAGGCCAGCCGCACGCAGCACUUGGUCACCAAACUUCAGAUGCUGCCGUUUCCUGCUGGCAGUGGUGUUCAGGAAGAGCUGCAGUUGUUUGCGGAACAGCUGACACACAGUCCAAUCCACUACAGCGCAACUGGGUUCUUCACGCUGGACGUGCCAUUGCUGAAAAGCAUCGCGGCGGCUGUGACGACCUAUCUUGUCAUUCUCAUUCAAUUCUCUCUUUCUGAUACAAAUAAGUAG
Molecule: messenger RNA, 780 nt
Organism: Schistocerca piceifrons (Central American locust)
Lineage: Eukaryota; Metazoa; Arthropoda; Insecta; Orthoptera; Acrididae
Product: putative gustatory receptor 28b
Exons: 3
Biological process (GO): sensory perception of taste
Cellular component (GO): membrane; dendrite; neuronal cell body
Source: RefSeq, a predicted model, not a curated record